GCCUCACCCACAGUUGCCUCGCUGCCAGGGAGGAUCGGAGGCACCCGCUGCGAACCCUUGGGGGGUAAAGGCACUUGGAGACUGAUUGCAGACUGCUCCACAUCUGUCUUUUGAGGGAAGGCUGCAGCUGUGAAGCCUCCGCAGAGGCCUGCUGUCUUCAAACAGUAACUGAAGGGGGAAGGCAAUUCUGAGAACCAUGAUGUCCCUGGGUGUCAGCAAAGAUCGUGUGAUUACACCCACAGAUGAAGACCGCAGGAGGAUCAUUAAGCAGAUGAAGGUUCGCACCACCCUGAAGAGUGAUAAGAGCUGGAUUCACCACCAGAAUUCGGACUCUGAGGAUGAAAAGAAGAGCAGCCCACUAUCUGGGCGAACUGGUGGGGGAUCCACAGGCUCAGCACCUACUGCUCUCCAGAGUGACAGAUCUCCUGCCCCCAAGCCUCAAUCCGGUUACCUCAUCAGGGGAGUGUUCACAAAAACCAUCGAUAAGACUCCUUCCGUGCCAAAUUCUCCAUCUUCUAAGGCGGCACAGAAAAACAGCACUGCCGUGAAGGGACCCAGUUCAUGCCACUCUUCUGGCUACAGGAUGACAACUGAGGAUUACAAGAAAUUAGCUCCCUAUAAUGUCAAACAAAAAUCAGUGGACUUGGAUGAGGAGGAUGUGCCUUUUAGUCCAGAUGAACAUAAAAAGAGGACAGAGGCGGCCAACAGUGUCCUGAGGCGCACUGCCAGCAGGGAACGUGCUUACGUCCUCUCAGCAGCCAAGAAAAGCAGUGGAAGCCCAACACAAGAGUUCCCACCCUUGUUUGCCAAGAGAAUUGAGAUAGAAGAAGAAGGGCAGCAGAGGAGGAAUCCGACUGUGUCUGAUUCGUGCAAGUUUACAGUAGAUGACAACAGUACCAAUGGGCUAAAAAAACCCACGGUUGGGCCUUCCUGGAAUGCACCAAAGACAACAGCAGUGUCGCCCACCAGCACUGAAAUAGGCAGUAAGAGCCCAACAACCACAACCUUAAGGGAAACUUCAGAGAAAAUUUCCACGUGUGCUGAAAUCAGAAAUGGUGAAAGCAGACAAACUCCUAAUGGGAACUCCGCACUGGAAACUGUGCCACAGCAUGGGGAUGGUGACAAACUUCUCAAGGAAAAGUCUGAGCCAUUCUCAUGGGAUAAACCUACAGCAACUGCAGUUUCCACAAAUGGAAGUUAUUCUGAACACACAGAAGCCAACAAUGGAUUUUACCUACCAAAGUCUGACUCUGGUUAUAGUGACAGGUCUGCAGAUGCUGUAGACAAGCUGCACCAACAGUACGAGUCUUCUCCCUACACAGAUGAUGCAAAGUCUGAACCUGCAAGGUCAGAGCCCGAUGCUGGUACUCACAGUGCUGCUGCUAGCAGCAGGUCUGUUUUGCAGUCUAAUGUCCCUUCUCCUCCCAGUGAGGGCACCCCUGCACACCUGGAGGACACAGAAUAUUCCUUUAAAAGAUCUGUCCUGAACUAUGAGGAGAGAAGUAGCACCCAAGAGAGCAGAUUCAUGAGCCCCACAGUCCCAGCAUACACCAAGCCUGACUGGAAUGAAGCGAAGUCCUUCCAAGAUUUCAAAGAGGGGAACACCCUUAGAAACAGGGAACAUGAGAGCACACUGGCCUCACGUGACCAUAAACCAGAGGUGGUCCAAGGAGGGUUUUCUGACUCAAGCCAUCAUGCUGAGAAGGGGCAAGAACCUCCUGAUGUCCACCCAGAGCCUCCCAGGUCAAACAAAUAUGCUGACCAUGACCUGAGUAUGGCAAUGUCCAUGUCAUACUCCAAGGACAGCACAAGUGAUGGCGUACACACCAAUACAGGAGUAUCGUCCUAUGUGCAGAGUGAAGAAUUUGCUUCAAGAAGGUCCAGCUCUCUUCCUAGAGAAGGCAGCACCACUGCUCCAGAGAGCCAAAGUGGAAAUGAAUCCAACACAUGCUGGGAAAGGACCACUCCUGCUUAUGAAGAACAACCCCCUCCCACCAUGGAUAGUCAUCAUGAGAGCCCAGGAGCCUGGAGACACAAUGAGCCUAGCCCAAUGGCAGCCAGCAGGUCUAACUUCAGCUCGAAAGAGAGUGCUCUUGGUGCAUAUGAGACUCAGCAUCCCAUGCCACUGUACAUGGACCGCCAGCCUUUUAACACCAGUGUGUCAGCACCCAGCCAUAGGAUACCAUCCUAUGUAGACAGCCAAGGAUUCAGCACCAGAAGACCUAUCUUGGAUUAUGAAGGGAGAGUUUAUGAUGGGAGAAGCAGCCCUAGGAGCAGCAGAUAUGACAGUGGUAGUGCCAGGGGGCACUGUGAAUUUAACCUUAUAACUACAAGCCACCACUCCCUUCCCAGAGAUACCACCAUGUCCAUUUCCCCGAGAAGCCACAGGGUGCCAUUCUACAUGGACAGCUUAAACUGUAACAGCACCAGGCUUCUUUCGAGUUCAAGUGAGAGGAUCUGCACUCCAAUUGCCACCUUACCAUACAACAGCCCAGCAGCUUCUGGCUACCAACCUGAUUCCAGCACUGCCGGAAAAGGGGUCCUCUUUGUGAAGGAGUACGUGAACAGCAGUGAGCUAUCAGCCUCCCCUCGCUAUGGCAGUGGUAGCCUUGUAGAUUUGACCGAUUUGGAGAGAGGAACCUACAGCCACCACAGCUACGUGUCCAGUGCUCCCCUGCAGAGGUCCAGUGAACCUGUCUGUACUUACUGCAGCCGUGAGAUCCGAGACUGCCCUAAGAUCAUAAUAGAACACCUUAACAUCUACUGCCAUGAAUACUGCUUCAGGUGUGGAAUUUGCCACAAAGCAAUGGGAGAUCUUCUGGAUAAAAUAUUCAUCCACCGGGAUAUUGUCCACUGUGACAAGUGCUACGAGAAACUCUUCUAGGGUUUUGCAAAGCUGGAGAAGGCAGCCAGUGGAAAGUCUUCAGCAGCAGCACAUAUCUGAAUAUAUCUACCAGUUCCUGACUGGCUGAGAUAGCAGAAUUCCUGCUUCCCUCUUCUGCAAAUUAUUUUCCCUCUCACUGCCUCAUCACAAUGAAUGAGUUUAACAUCUGCUAGCUUAUGCUGUCAGCUGCAUGCAAGACGAGUGCCACUGUUAACGAGACAAGGCAGUGUCAUCUAUAAAAGAUAGGUGGGCUGAUUUUCCAAAGGUGUUGAGCCCCUCCACCUGUCUUUAACUUCAUUAAGAUUCCAAAUAGCUUCCGUGCUGGAAACCAGGCAGAGCUCCUUAGGUCUAUUUAAUCUAACUGCAAGAAACAUUUUCUGAUUAUUAUUAUUAUUUUUUUUUGUAGUUGUUCAUUUCUGCAAUCAGGUUGCAGCUUAGUGCAUGUCAGCUUGCACAAAGCAAGCAGGUAUAAGAAGUGUUAAACACCAGAUUUGGAUUCUUGGGAGGGUUUGAAUUUAGCUCCUAGCAAAGCCUAUUUCUGCUUCUUUCACCCCCCAAAUUCUGCCUAGAAAUAGCUUCUGCCCGAUUUCUGCUUGCUUUCCAUGGGUUUUCAGGAGCACUUGCAGACUCACUUCAUUCACUUUUUUGUGUGUCAGCUUUAAUUUCCCUUCUCUUCCUGCUCCCCAGUGGAUUCCUUCAGCAGUUAGUGUGUCUGCUGUCUGCUGGGGAAGAUAAACUACCAAGUGAAAGAGUGUUCACUUGGCCUCUGAUGGUAGGUGUGCAGUGGCCGUACAACAUGUGCCACAGAAUCAGUAUCUCAAUUGGCUCUCCUGACAAGGAACACUGCUUGACUGAAAGCUGAAUUCUCCCCCGCCUCACCAAUGCUUGCAGCGUUGGCUCUUUUAUUGCCAUAAGUUAUUUACAUCACAAAUGCUCACUCACAAAACUGACCUUCCAGCAGGUGCUGUGCAUACUAGAAGUCAGAGCUGCAUAAUUUUAGCCCUUAGUUCAGACGCUGAGAGAUUAAGAACAUUGAGCACUGGAAGCUGGAAGCUCUGUGCCUUAAAUGCACGGCUCUGAAUGUACCUAUGGAGUUCCUGUUUUCUCUUUUAAAGCAUUAGGAACGUUUGCAAAACACCAGUUCUGUAGUAGCUCUUACAUGCCAAUAGGGGAUGGCAAAAGCUCUAAGCAGACUAUUGUUAGACAGGUAAUUCUUUAUGCUCUUAGUGAUGGAAGCUGGCAUGCAUGCAAAAGCUUAGCAAGUUACUGUUUCUACAGCACCAGGGCUACAUAGCUUUAUUUUAGGCCACAACCGUUUAUUUAAGCAGACUGUAGGCAUGACCUUACAGCACUCCAGGAGGGGAUCUCCAGCUGAAAUGGUAACAGCUCUGCUACCCGUAGGCUUCAGAGUGUGAUGGGGAGUUCCGAAGCUCCGUUCUGCACGUGCACAGUACAGCAGGAGGCCCAACAACAACAGCCCACGUGGGCUUCCUCCACUGCUAUGGCAUUAAGGUGUUAAGAGAUGAUACUUUCUGAACGGCAGAGGCCUAUGGUUACAGGUGCCCUCUGAGAAGCUUACCUGUGUUAGUGCUGUACUUGGCAAUACCUGGCGGGUAGGCGGCCUUCUGGGGAAGCAGGUUUACCCGCUGUAUGUUUUGCACCAUCUCUUUGGCGCUAUAUGGUCCUGUAGCAAUUAUGUAACAUCAGUACACACCUCUAAUAAAGCCACGGCUCGCGUGCAUCUCAA
Molecule: messenger RNA, 4631 nt
Organism: Gallus gallus (chicken)
Lineage: Eukaryota; Metazoa; Chordata; Aves; Galliformes; Phasianidae
Gene: ZNF185
Product: zinc finger protein 185 with LIM domain
Exons: 33
Coding region: 197-2884 (895 amino acids)
Source: RefSeq, a predicted model, not a curated record